Molecule: messenger RNA, 681 nt
Organism: Miscanthus lutarioriparius
Lineage: Eukaryota; Viridiplantae; Streptophyta; Magnoliopsida; Poales; Poaceae
Source: the annotation of a GenBank genome assembly
AUGGACACGCCCUCGCCGCCGCCGUCGUCCGCGGAGCAAGAGGGGUACCGGACGGUGUGGUCGGCGCCGCCCAAGAAGCCGGCGGGUCGGACCAAGUUCCGGGAGACGCGGCACCCGGUGUUCCGCGGCGUGCGGCGCCGCGGCCAGGCGGGGGCGGGGCGGUGGGUGUGCGAGCUGCGCGUCCCGGGGCGGCGCGGCUCGAGGCUCUGGGUCGGCACCUUCGCUACGCCCGAGCUGGCGGCGCGCGCGCACGACGCCGCCGCCAUCGCGCUCACCGGCCGCGCCGCCUGCCUCAACUUCGCCGACUCCGCGUGGCUUCUCCCGCCGCUGAUGCCCGCGUCGCUGGCCAGCGCGCGCGAGGUCAGGAACGCGGUCGCCGAGGCCAUCGGGGCGUUCCGGCGGCGCUCGGAGGAGUCGGCAUCGGCGGCGGCAUCGCCAGCGGCGGAGACGACGGCAGACGAGGACGAGGAGGGCAGUGGCUCUGCUGGCGCAACGCCGUCGCUGGACGUCACGUUCGAGCUCGACGACAUGUUCAGAUUCGGCGGCAUGGUUGAUUCCGCAUCGUACUACGAGAGCUUGGCGCAGGGGCUGCUCGUGGACGCGCCGGCCGCCGCCGGAGCGGGAGCGUGGUGGGAGGACGUCGAGCAUGGCACCGCUGACAUCGCACUGUGGAGCUACUAG